Arabidopsis arenosa is the source of this 1402-nucleotide messenger RNA. The record is from the annotation of a GenBank genome assembly. Lineage: Eukaryota; Viridiplantae; Streptophyta; Magnoliopsida; Brassicales; Brassicaceae.
UCAGAGAAGAAAAAAAACACCAAAAAAAAAAAAGAGAGAGAUUUGAGAUGGAAAACGGAAACUCCUCCGGCGACAACAAGUCUUCACGUAAGCCGAUCCGAUGCAAAGCGGCGGUUAGUAGGAAGGCCGGAGAACCGUUGGUGAUGGAAGAAAUCAUGGUGGCGCCGCCGCAGCCUUACGAGGUUCGGAUCCGAAUAAUCUGCACCGCGCUAUGUCACAGUGACGUCACUUUCUGGAAACUCCAAGUUCCUCCAGCCUGCUUUCCGAGGAUUCUAGGCCAUGAGGCAAUAGGAGUAGUAGAAAGUGUGGGUGAAAAUGUGAAGGAAGUGGUAGAAGGAGACACCGUACUACCAACGUUCAUGCCUGACUGUGGUGAUUGUGUUGAUUGCAAAUCUCACAAAAGCAACUUAUGUAGCAAAUUUCCCUUCAAGGUAUCGCCUUGGAUGCCAAGAUAUGAAAAUUCCAGCAGAUUCACCGAUCUCAAUGGCCAAACUCUCUUUCAUUUCUUGAACGUCUCCAGCUUCAGCGAAUACACUGUUCUUGAUGUCGCUAACAUUGUUAAGAUCGAUUCUUCGAUUCCUCCUAGUCGUGCUUGUCUCCUCAGCUGUGGAGUCUCCACCGGUGUUGGUGCUGCUUGGGAGACCGCUAAAGUUGAACAAGGAUCAACCGUUGUGAUUUUCGGACUUGGUUCUAUCGGAUUAGCGGUUGCAGAGGGUGCAAGACUUUGCGGUGCCUCUAGAAUCAUUGGUGUGGAUAUAAACCCUGCCAAAUUCCAAGUUGGCCAGAAUUUUGGAAUUACCGAGUUUGUAAACUCUAUGACAUGCGAGAAAAAGCGUGUUAGCGAGGUGAUCAAUGAGAUGACUGGUGGGGGAGCAGACUAUUGUUUCGAGUGUGUUGGAAGUAGCUCUUUGGUUCAAGAAGCUUAUGCUUGUUGCAGACAGGGAUGGGGAAAGACGAUAACUUUAGGGGUGGACAAGCCGGGUUCACAAAUAUGUUUAGACUCCUUUGAUGUUCUUCAUCAUGGGAAGAUUCUCUUGGGUUCGUUGUUUGGAGGUUUGAAGGCUAAAACACACAUUCCUCUUCUUCUAAAACGCUAUUUGAGCAAUGAGCUUGAAUUGGAUAAGUUUGUGACACAUGAGAUGAAAUUCGAGGAGAUCAACGACGCAUUCCAGCUACUUCUUGAAGGGAAAUGCAUCAGAGCAUGGCGAGGUUGUCUACGGGAUGUUAAAGCUGGGGCAACAUCAAUGGAAAAAUGGUUGACUGUGGUGGGGUAUCCAUAAGUCCUGACCAUCCCAGAAUAGUUAGUGUUUUGUGUCAAUGACUUUCUUUACUUUGGAGGAUACACAGUUGGUGAAUCGAGCUUGAUCGUCUUUAGUUUCGUUAUUAAAAAGUUUUGCUUCAU